AUGGCACUGUUCACUCAACUGCAUGUGGACCAGUCCCAACCGUCGAGGCUAAAGGAGUCACUCGAUGAAGCAUUUACACUUGUUCAGGCGCUUCGUCAAAUCUUGGAGACGCAUCAGCCGCAAGUGGACCAUGCGGCUAUGGAGCAACCAGCACGCAAACCGGUAUCACCGAAGGACGCGUCGACGCAAACAGAAGAAGGUCCCGAUGGGAUGCUGCGCGAACCUCCCCCGGGCCCUUCUUCACCUUUGGCCACAAUAUGUGUCAACACUUGCGGGCAGCUGGCGGCCACUCCUGGCCUGGCGAACUCCUCAACCAGUCUCUGCUUUGGCAUCGUGGACGCGGCUGUACAGCAGGCGUGUCGCACUCUGCUGACCCCGCAAACGGCUUCCAGGGCUGGCGCAACACACCUUGGCGCGCUGCUCUCCUUGCAAAGCACGCCAGCACCCGCAAGCGCGGCCACGACCCCUCUCGCGGCGGGCGGCAAAAGCCGCCUGCGCCACCACAAAGCUGCGAUUGAAGAUGACGCAAGCGAGGCGGAUUUCUCUCCAGUGCCCUUCGCAGCAUACCAACGCGCGCAUGAUGUGCAGGGCGUGCAGUUGAGAGUCAUGGCGCCACCAGCAGCUCCAACGAAAGAUAGCACACUGGUGGAAGGGGAAAGCAGCAGCGACACCACCCAGCCCGCAGCAACUGCCGCGACCGACUCUGCUCCCGGGAAACACCCCCGUGGCAUGAACGAUGGACAGCAACAAGCUGGCCUGCCGCCACCGCCGCCGCCAGACGCCCCCGGUCAGCCCACGGGGCUUUCCUUCACGCCCAACACCACCGCCGUGCGCCUGCGCGCUGCCAUGCGAUGGAUGCAGCUGCAGCUGCAGACCUCUCCACGCCGUGUCCCACGGCAGCGCCGUUACAGCGACUCCAGCGUUAGUCCCGCGCUCAAGAUCCUCGCACCUCCAGAGCCGGAUGGAGGCCAGCACGCCGUUGUACAACCCGCCCUAGAACAGGGCGCGCCCGUAGUCGCAACCACCGAUACUGUCCCAGUGAUGGCGGCGGCUGCGGCCGCCCAGCCGACGCACCGGCCACAAUACGCCAGGCCUUCCGGCCAGCGACCUGAGGGGCGAUUUUCUCAACACAGCCCAGCCGACGCGGCGGCGGCAGAGCCGGCCGUCUCCGCGCCAGCUGUCUCUUCGUCCAACUCCGCAGGAACAGGAAGCCAAUGCGAGGAGUCCUGGCAGCCGGAGUGGUCGCAGCCUUUGGUCUGGUACGCAGCGGCUGCAGCCCCAGCUGUCGCAGCACCCGAGGGGGACAGCACCAGCACCGUUGUUGCCACCGUCGGGUGGCCUGCCACGGACCAAAUGCAGCCACCAAGGGCCACUGCGUCCACGGACCCGUGGGUCGCUGGGACUUCUGGUGCUUCUGUAUCUGCUCCACUGCGGGAUAUCUCCCGUAGCGUGGUGAGUAACCCUUGGCGGCAACAGCAGCAGGAGAGUGCAGGAAACACGCAGGACGGGAUGCGCGUGGGCCAGCACCCCAAGGAGCAAAAAGGGGGCGCAGCAGCGGCCAAGCCGGGUGCUAGUGCUCAGCAGCGCCGGGGGUCGGGCCUGCGCUUCGGCCUGCGCUGGUGA
Molecule: messenger RNA, 1623 nt
Organism: Volvox carteri f. nagariensis
Lineage: Eukaryota; Viridiplantae; Chlorophyta; Chlorophyceae; Chlamydomonadales; Volvocaceae
Exons: 2
Coding region: 1-1623 (540 amino acids)
Source: RefSeq, a predicted model, not a curated record